Messenger RNA from Sphaerodactylus townsendi, 1215 nucleotides. RefSeq names its product vomeronasal type-2 receptor 26-like. Lineage: Eukaryota; Metazoa; Chordata; Lepidosauria; Squamata; Sphaerodactylidae. The transcript is spliced from 3 exons. The record is from RefSeq and is a predicted model, not a curated record. Gene Ontology annotation, cellular component: membrane. Gene Ontology annotation, biological process: G protein-coupled receptor signaling pathway. Bases 1 to 1215 code for a protein of 404 amino acids. Gene Ontology annotation, molecular function: G protein-coupled receptor activity.
AUGCAUUUUAAUGAGGAUGGGGAGUUAGUAGCUGACUACGAUAUUAUGAACUUGGUCACCUUCUCCAACAAGACUGCCAGGAGGGUGAAAGUUGGGGGUGUUAAGACCCAGACUCCCUCAGGUCCAGAGCUGAACAUUCAGGAGAAUGCCGUUGUCUGGCCCAGAUGGUUUAAUCAGACCAGGCCCCGUUCUGUAUGCACGGAGAGCUGCCUGCCUGGAUAUCGGAAGAUGGUUCCAAAGGGAGAGCAGAUUUGCUGCUACAAGUGUGUGCUGUGCAGCGAAGGGACAGUCUCAACUCAGACAGAUUCAGAUCAUUGUGACAAGUGUCCAGAAGAUCAGUUUGCAAACGAAGACAAACAUCAAUGUUUUCCCAAAAGAAUCACAUUCCUCUCCUAUGAAGAACCUCUGGGGAUCAUCAUGACUUUCUUUGCGCUAUUCUUGUCCCUAACAACAGGUGGUGUUUUAAUAAUUUUCAUUAAAUUCAUGGAAACUCCUGUGGUCAAGGCCAACAACAGAAAUCUCACCUACAUUCUUCUCAUCUCCCUCCUGCUCUCCUUCCUUUCCUCCUUCCUCUUCAUUGGACAGCCUAGGAAAGUGACCUGCCUCCUACGCCAGACUGCCUUCAGCAUCAUCUUCUCCAUUGCUGUUUCUUCCGUGUUGGCCAAAACCAUUACAGUGGUGGUGGCCUUCAUGGCCACUAAGCCAGGGAACCCGAUGAGGAAAUGGGUGGGGAAGAGUGUGGCAAACUCCAUUGUCAUUUCCUGUUCUGGCCUUCAAGUUGCCAUUUGCGCAGUCUGGCUGGGAACGUCUCCCCCCUUCCCAGACUCGGACAUGCACAGCCAGCCUGGACAGAUCACACUGCAGUGCAACGAGGGGUCUGUCGCCAUGUUUUACACAGCUCUCGGCUACAUGGGCUUCCUGGCUGCCCUCUGUUUCACAGUAGCUUUCCUUGCCAGGAGGCUGCCUAGUUCAUUCAAUGAAGCCAAGUUGAUCACCUUCAGUAUGCUAGUCUUUUGUAGUGUUUGGGUGUCCUUUGUUCCCACCUACUUAAGCACAAAAGGAAAAUACACAGUAGCCGUGCAGAUCUUCUCCAUCCUGGCCUCUAGUGCAGGUUUGCUAGGCUGCAUUUUCUUUCCCAAAUGCUACAUCAUUAUAUUGAGGCCUGAUCUGAAUAUCAAGCAGCACCUGAUGACAAAAAAGAAAGGAAACAUCUGA